Cornus florida is the source of this 1398-nucleotide messenger RNA. Its product is annotated as rust resistance kinase Lr10-like. The transcript is spliced from 2 exons. Lineage: Eukaryota; Viridiplantae; Streptophyta; Magnoliopsida; Cornales; Cornaceae. Gene Ontology annotation, molecular function: ATP binding; protein kinase activity. The coding region runs from base 1 to 1398 and encodes 465 amino acids. The record is from RefSeq and is a predicted model, not a curated record. Gene Ontology annotation, biological process: protein phosphorylation.
AUGGAAUCGGAGUUUAUAGCACCUUCCUCUGCUGGAGAAGAAGCUAAAUGGUUGAAAAACAUAUUGGAAGAUAUCCUGAUAUGGAACAAGCCAAUACCACCCUUGACAAUAUAUUGUGAUAACAUAGUUGCAAUGCUUCGAGUUAACAGUGAGUGUUACAAUGGAAAAUCUAGACAGGUGCGAUUGAAGCACAAUCAUGUGAGAACGAUCCUAGCUAAUGGAGCUAUUUCUACUCAGUAUGUGAAAUCCAAAUCAAAUUUGGCAGAUCCAUUGUCAAAGGGCUUGGGUUCAGUCUUAGGUCCCUUUUUUCUUGUGGUGGUUGCAAUUCUACUCUAUCAUUUCCAUACCAUGAAUAAAAUGGAGAAAGAGAACAAAGUAAAGAUUGAAAAGUUUUUGGAGGACUAUAGACCUCUCAAGCCUACAAGAUACUCUUAUAUCGAUAUUAAGAAGAUCACAAAUCAAUUCGAGGAGAAACUUAGACAAGGAGGUUACGGAACUGUAUUCAAAGGAAAACUUUCCAAUGAAAUUCUUGUUGUUGUUAAGCUCCUCGACAAUUCCAUAGGGAAAGGGGAAGAUUUCAUUAAUGAAGUGGGAACAAUAGGUAUAAUCCACCACGUCAAUGUUGUUCGCCUAGUGGGAUUCUGUGUUGAUGGAUUCAAACGAGCACUUGUUUACGAGUUCUUACCAAAUGAUUCAUUACAGAAGUUCUUGUUUAUUGAAAAUCACAAAAAACAUUCACUUGGUUGGGAGAAGCUGCAAGAUAUUGCUCUAGACAUAGCCAAGGGAAUUGAAUAUCUUCACCAAGGGUGCGAUCAACGAAUACUUCAUUUUGAUAUUAAGCCUCAUAAUAUCUUGCUAGACCAUAACUUCAAUCCAAAAGUCUCAGAUUUUGGCCUAGCAAAGUUGUGUUUAAAGGAAAAAAGUGCAGUUUCUAUGACAACAACUAGAGGGACCGUAGGUUAUAUAGCCUCUGAAGUUUUUUCUAGGAACUUUGGAAAUGUGUCGUAUAAAUCAGAUAUUUAUAGCUUUGGGAUGUUGAUACUUGAUAUGGUGGGUGUGAGGAAGAAGGGUGAUGUUACAGUAGAGGAUUCCAGCCAAACAUACUUCCCACAAUGGAUUUAUAAUCUAUUGCGUGAAGGAGAAGAGCUAGGGAUGCACAUUGAAGAAGAGGAAGAUUCCAAGAUAGUAAAGAAAUUGACUAUUGUUGGGUUGUGGUGCAUUCGGUGGUACCUGAUGGAUUGCCCUACCAUGAACACUGUAGUACAAAUGCUGGAAGGGGAAGGAGAUGGUCUGCCCAUGCCCCCAAGUCCUUUUGCUUCAACAGCUCAAAUGAAAAGAACAACCAUGCUUGCAAGAGCUUUUGAAAAAGAGUUAGAAGUUAUUUCUAAAGCAGAGUGA